This is a messenger RNA of Penicillium hordei, 1638 nucleotides long. RefSeq names its product flavin-containing monooxygenase. The record is from RefSeq and is a predicted model, not a curated record. Lineage: Eukaryota; Fungi; Ascomycota; Eurotiomycetes; Eurotiales; Aspergillaceae. The transcript has 4 exons. Bases 1 to 1638 code for a protein of 545 amino acids.
AUGCCAUCCAACGAAUCCCUUUCCAGUGAGACUAUCAAUAUAAACCCCGGUCAAUAUGCUUUCAAGGAGCGCAACCUCCGAGUCAUCUGCAUCGGCGCAGGUAUAUCUGGCAUAAUUCUUGCACAUAAACUGAAACAUGAGCAUCCACUUGAUUUUGUGAAUUUCACGAUCUACGAAAAGAAUAGCGAGGUUGGAGGCUCAUGGUUUGAGAAUGUCUACCCUGGUGUUGGAUGCGAUGUCCCCGCCCACAGCUAUGUCUUACCAUUCGAGCCCAAUCCGAACUGGUCCAAAUGCUACGCUGGUGGUGACGAAAUUGAGAAAUACAUUGUUGAUACGGUAGAUAAAUAUGGAUUGAGAGAUCCGAUUGUGUUUGAUACCAAGCUCGUGAAGUCCAUUUGGAAUGAGGAGCGUGGCAAAUGGGCACUCGAGCUCAACCAGAAUGGCACGAUAAUCCAUGAUGAAGCCGAGGUUCUUAUCAAUGGUUCUGGUAUUCUCAACCAAUGGAAGAUGCCGGAGAUCGCCGGUUUGGAGACGUUUGCUGGGAAGCUUGCCCACACGGCUGCUUGGGACAAAACGUACGAUUGGUCCAACAAGAAAAUAGCAGUCAUUGGCAAUGGCUCAUCUGGUAUCCAAGUUGUUCCUGCACUCCAACCCAAGGCCGCAAAGAUCGUCAAUUACAUUCGCCACCCGACCUGGGUGUCGGUCAAUCUCUGCCCGGAUAUUACAAAGGAUGGAAUGGGAACGAACUUUGAAUAUAGCGAGGAAGAGAAAGCCAAGUUCCGAGAUGAUCCCCAAGCAUUCCUGGAGUACAGGAAACGGGUUGACUGCUCUGUUAACACCGUCUAUCGCCUGAUGUUAUCUGGCUCUGAGCAUAACCAAAUGCUAUUUGAUGCCAUUUCAGGAACUAUGCGCCAGCGUCUCAGUGAUAAUCCAGACCUGAUCGACAAACUUAUCCCCGAGUUCGAAAUUGGAUGUCGCAGAUUGAGUCCUGGUGAUGGGUAUCUCGAAGCGCUACAGCAACCAAAUGCUGAAUGGUGCUUUGAAGGUAUUGAGGAAAUUACCAAGACCGGUAUUCGCACGGCAGCGGGUGAAGAGGAGUUUGACUUGAUUGUCUGUGCGACUGGGUUUGAUACUACCUUCGUUCCCGGGUGGGAGCUUGUUGCUCGGGAAGGUCGACGGCUUGAUGUGGAGUGGAAGAAGGUACCUGAGGCAUACUUCUCUAUUUGCGCCGGUGGAAUACCAAACUACUUCAUGUUUAAUGGGCCCAAUUGUCCCAUUGGCCAUGGCAGCGUGCCCCAGAUGAUCAGUUGGACUGCUGAUUACAUACUGAAAUGGUUGAAGAAGAUAGCUCGGGAGGAUAUCAAGUCCGUAGCAGUAAAGGAUUCCGCUGUUCGAAACUACAACCGUCGUGCGCAAGCAAGUCUAAAGCGUACUGUGUGGAGCAAGGGCUGCCAUGCUUGGUAUAACAACGGUCAAGCUGUUACGGCGAUGUACCCAGGUAAGGCUAUCGAGGAUAUUCGGGGUGAGGACUUCGAUAUCCGGUACAACAACAGCUCGGAUCCGUUCUCGUAUCUCGGAAAUGGAGAACUAGAGUGGGAGAGAGAAGAUGGGGCGGACUUGGCAUUCUAUUUGAAAUAG